AUGGAGAACUCAGUAAGGAAGAUCGUAGGAUCUCAGGCUGGACACGCCAGCGGGGACACGCAGCGGCAGAGCACUGUGGACCAGGGAAAGUUCAUCCUUUAUCCUCAGAGCCGUGGGGAGCCCCAGAAGGGUGGUGGAGAGAAAUCAAAGUUCCAUCAAGCCCACAUCAAGGUCAGUGUCAAGGUCUCUGUCAAGAAGACUGAGAUGAAAGCAACAGAAGAGUCCUCCGCCAAUCUCGGGCAGACACUGGAGUGGCUGAGGAAGGAACUGUCUGAGAUGCAGAUCCAAGACCAGAGACUCCUGCUCACCCUGAAGCAUCUCCACUGCAUCCUGGAGGAGCUGCGUGCUGACAGUGCCCACUGGGAAGACUCCAGAUCCAGUGGGGGGCCCUCCCCUGUCAGAGCUCGGGCGGGCUCUGAAGGCAGAGGCCAGCGGCCUCCCUCCCUGAGAGGGUCAGCCCAGCUCCUGCGAGGAGAAGACAGCAGACGGAGCUCCCUCCCUUAA
Molecule: messenger RNA, 504 nt
Organism: Elephantulus edwardii (Cape elephant shrew)
Lineage: Eukaryota; Metazoa; Chordata; Mammalia; Macroscelidea; Macroscelididae
Product: chromosome unknown open reading frame, human C20orf202
Exons: 3
Coding region: 1-504 (167 amino acids)
Source: RefSeq, a predicted model, not a curated record